AUGCCGCCCGCCCGUCGUCGAGGAGGCAACACCGCCUCCGCCCGUUCAAAUCAGCCCGUUCUAUCCUUUGGGGCAAAGUCCAGAGUCACAAAGCCGUCCGCUGCGCCUUCGACACCGUCCGAGAAAACCAAAGCCCUCGAGCACCUUACUGCAGAAGUUCGCGAGAAGGAUGUGUCGAAAGAUGUGUCAAUCGAUGUCCCGGGAUCCAAGGUCGAGCCCGAGCAGCCUCAUGUUGCGGAGCUUGCUGUGAGGGCUCAAGCCAAAGCAGAAAUCCAGCAACCAUUAUCGGAGGAGGAUAAGAAAGCGGCCAAAGUUACUAGGAAGCAGCUUCAAGAUUACUGGAAGGCAGAAGAGGCGAAGAGUCGAGGGCCUAGAGUUCAUCAAGAGGGCCUAUCGUUGGACGAAAAGAUCUUGCGGCAUUUUGAUCUUUCUAGCCAGUAUGGGCCUUGCAUCGGGAUCGCCCGUCUAAAGCGAUGGAGGCGGGCACACUCCCUCAAUCUCAACCCUCCAAUAGAGGUACUCUCACUCCUCCUUAAGCAGGAAGGCACCGCUGGGCAGCGCGCAUACAUCGACGAACUGUUGUCAUGA
Molecule: messenger RNA, 588 nt
Organism: Aspergillus nidulans FGSC A4
Lineage: Eukaryota; Fungi; Ascomycota; Eurotiomycetes; Eurotiales; Aspergillaceae
Product: putative DNA polymerase delta subunit 4
Exons: 3
Coding region: 1-588 (195 amino acids)
Biological process (GO): DNA replication; DNA synthesis involved in DNA repair
Source: RefSeq, a predicted model, not a curated record